UCAUUAUCACGGAUAAUGGAAAUUUAUGAACUACCGAAUCAGUAUUUGAUAAUACAAAUGGAGUUGUGGACGUGUGUGUUGCUGCUGUGCGCGGCGGCUGUGUGCGUCACAUGUGAGCAGCCGACGAGGGACGAGGACUGGCUGGAGCUGGACACCCCGCAGGGACCAGUGCGCGGCCGCAGGGAUCCCGAAGCAGACCAUCUAUAUGUCUUCUAUAACAUACCAUACGCAACAGGUCCAGAAGGCGAAAACAAAUUUAAGCCCCCUCUACCACCGCCGACGUGGACAACGCCCUACGAUGCAGUUGAUAAGUUUGUUAGAUGCCCACAGGCGACACAGCCAAAUCAUGCUAAUAAAGCAAUCAUAUUUAAAGAGGAUUGUCUCAUCGCCAAUGUAUACGUGCCUGAUACAGAAGAGAAAAACCUGUCGGUUUUCGUCUACAUUCAUGGAGGAGGCUUUGGCACCGGUUAUGGCAACAUGAUUAAAGCAAAACACUUUUUGGAUAAAAAGGACAUCAUAAUGGUUACUUUUAACUACCGCCUAGCAGUUCAUGGUUUUCUUUGUCUUGGUACUGAUGACAUACCUGGCAAUGCCGGUAUGAAGGACCAAGUUGCACUCCUUCGCUGGGUACAACAUAAUAUCGCCAGCUAUGGAGGCAACCCUAACGACGUCACCCUUGCGGGCUCCAGUGCAGGAUCCGUGUCAUCGGAUCUCUUAAUGCUCUCAAAGGCCGCCGAAGGAUUGUUUCAUAGAGUAAUACCUGAGAGUGGAGGAAAUCUGGCAGUAUUUUCAAGUCAGAGAGAUCCUUUAGCUAUUGCAAAGUUCCAAGCAAAAUUAUUGAACUUCACUGAUGUGGACAAUAUUAAAGCUUUAGAAAAGUUUUAUAAGACGGCUCCGAUGUCCUUGUUGACCUCACAUUUACGUUUCCAUAGACCAGAUUUUAACUACUUUUUCUCGCCAUGUGUAGAACGUGAAACCGCGACUGAAGCAUUCCUCACUGAAACUCCUUUGAGCAUAUUACAGAAAAAUACCUAUAAAAAAUUACCAGUGUUGUAUGGCUUUGCUAACAGAGAAGGAUUGUUCCGUAUCCGUCAAUUUGAUACUUGGAAGUAUAGAAUGAAUGAAAAAUUUUCGGAUUUCUUAACAAUUGACUUGAAAUUCAAAACGGCGGAAGAAAAAGCAGAAGUAGCGGAGAGGGUAAAGGACUUCUAUUUUAGAGGUAGCCCUGUGUAUGAAAAGGUUUUGGACUACGUUGAUUUCUAUUCAGAUGCCUUAUUUAUUCAUCCCAUGCAUUGGGCAGCUAAGAUGUACGUUGAGAACGGGAACAAUGAAGUAUAUUUGUACGUUUACUCCUUCGUUGAUGAUGACAGUCCCAUAAUACCUCACACUGACGUGCAUGGUGCAGGCCACUGUGCUCAAUCUUUGGCUUUAGUAGAUGGGCGUGAUGGCUCAGUUUAUAACGAAAGUAUUUUGACCCCAGAGUACCGCAAUAUGAAGAAGAUUGUUCGGGAAAUAUGGCACAGUUUUGUAAAGACCGGUAAACCAGUGCCAGAAGGGUCAUCGCUACCCGCGUGGCCGGCGGCAGGCGUGGACAGGGCGCCGUACAUGUCUCUGGGACAGAAGGUGGAGUUGCGUCACGAGCCGCUGCUGGAGACACGCACACGCUUCUGGGAGGACAUCUACCAGAAGUACUACCGAGCUCCUAUACCUCCCCCGAACCCCGAGCCAGAGACUAUACAAAUGACUAAAUAAUGAAUGUAUAUGUACCCAAAAUUCUACGAUUUUUGCUAGUUUAUAGGUAAAUAAAAAAAUGUCUUGUGUGUUAA
Trichoplusia ni (cabbage looper) is the source of this 1826-nucleotide messenger RNA. RefSeq names its product esterase B1-like. The transcript has 4 exons. The record is from RefSeq and is a predicted model, not a curated record. Bases 16 to 1752 code for a protein of 578 amino acids. Lineage: Eukaryota; Metazoa; Arthropoda; Insecta; Lepidoptera; Noctuidae.